Stylophora pistillata is the source of this 1965-nucleotide messenger RNA. RefSeq names its product protein AATF. Gene Ontology annotation, cellular component: nucleolus; nucleus. The record is from RefSeq and is a predicted model, not a curated record. NCBI's taxonomy places the organism in Eukaryota, Metazoa, Cnidaria, Anthozoa, Scleractinia, Pocilloporidae.
ACGGCCGAAUCCAACAUGGCGUCUUUAGCCGAGCAACUGCGUGCUUUAUCGAAUCCAGAACCAAGUCGUAUUGAUUUGGAUGAAGACGAAUUUGAUGUGACGAGAGCACAAACAAUCAAAAAUGCGAACGAUGGCGAAGACUUUGAAGAUCAAGGAACCUCAGUCGCCAGUAAUUUACGUAAGAAAACAGCCAUUUUGUUCCAAGAUGUCGACAAGAAGUAUGCCGGGCAUAAGAUUUCACGGGCUCAACUUGAAGCCUCCCGGGAACACGUCUCUGGUUCAGGCGAAGAGGAGGAAGAUAACGAAGAAGAGGAAUCUGAAAGUGAUUCUGGAGAUGAUUUAAACGGAGUUGAAAUACCAGAAGAUGAAGAUUAUCUUGACAGUAAGGAAGACAAUACGGAAGGAAGUGUAGAUGAAGUGGAACGUGUUACUUUUUCCGAUGAUAAUGAUGAUGAGGAUAUUGAUAAUGAUGGGGAAGACAGUCUACAUUCAGGAACUGACAAUGAAAGUGACGAAGAAUUUGCUGGGUCUGGCGAUGAUUCAGACAUAAACGGAGAUGGUGGUAAAAGUGAUAAUGAUAUUGAACAAGAUGAAGAUGACAUGGGUAAUAAUACCAUUCAACAGUUUUCUUCAACAAGUCUGAAGGAAGACAUUGAGAAAGGAACAGCUGCAAAGCAUCAGCUUAGUUUGUGGGAUAGUUUCCUUGAGAUGCGUAUUCGAUUACAGAAGGCCCUUUUGAUUGGCAACAGACUCCCACAGCUUGACCAGCAUGCAUCCUUAAAUUUCUCUGGAGACAAGAACCUUAAAGACACAUACAAAGAAGGGAGAAAAUCAGUGGCAAAACUUCUUGGAAAUCUUCUGUGGAUACAAGAAAAGCUACUGGACCAAAAUCCAGACACAAAGGACAUCUUAUACCCAGGAAAGGAGUUGAGCAAAAGCACUGGUCAAGGUAGUGAUGUGGAUGAAGAAAUACCCAGUGAUACAGAAGAUGAAAAGAGUAAUAAUGAUGAUGAGGAGGGUGAUAAUUUUACCAAUAAGGAUCAAAUAAAUGGUAAACAGGCAGAGGGUAGCUUGAAGCUUCCAGCAAAAAGGAAACACGAGUUGGCAACAUCAGAAUAUGCAGAAUGUAUUUCCAAGCGGCAUGCAGCCUUUAAGGGUUUCAGAGAUGCUACAAUAUCAAAAUGGAGUGAGAAAACACGAUUGGCAUCUGGAAAAAUUAACAGCAAGACUUUUGGUUCUUUUGACCGGUCAGCAGUAGCUCAAAUAAAUCAUAUUUUAUCUGAUAAAAGCCGUCUUGUAAAACGAACCCAACUCAAAAGGACCCCAUACAGAGUAUUGGGAAAGUCUGAAAAAGAGGAAAUCCAAGAUAUGGACUCCAACAAGGAACAGUCUGACUUCCAUUUAAAAGACUACGAUGAGGAAAUAUUUGACGAUGAUGAUUUUUACCAUCAGCUUUUAAGGGAAUUUAUAGAGCAACGAACCGGUGGAAACACUGAUAAUCCCAUUGAGAUGGGAAGACAGUGGCUAGCGCUUCAAAAACUAAGAAGAAAAGUGAAAAAGAAAGUAGAUACGAAGGCCAGUAAAGGCAGAAAAAUUCGAUAUGAUGUUCACGGAAAACUUGUAAGCUUCAUGGCUCCUAUAGAGAAAGGCACCAUGGCGGACUCUUCAAGGAAUGAAUUAUUUUGUUCUCUGUUUGGAGCAAAACAACAGGACAAGCCAGCAGAUAUUAACGUUUUCAGAUGAAAACAACUCUGUGAUAUCAAUUAGCUCAGUUAUCGAAUCAAGAUGUUCGUGAGAUGUCGUAAAUGCAAAUAAUAUAGUCUUCACGAGACAUGUAGCAUAUGGCCUCAUGUGAAUUUUGCAUUAAUAACAUUCUACGAAGCCGUGUUUCGAGGAUUAUAUAGGUAAUCGCACGGGGCCUCGUAAAAUUAAGGAUUAAUAUCACACGUGUUUUCGGAAGUUGCU